UGGCGAUCGAACGAUAAAGGUGAGUGCUUAAAUUGUUGUGAAUAUGUUUUAAUAUUGGUAUUAAUAUUGAAGGUUUGGAGUACGGAUAGUUGUGAAUUUGUACGCACGUUGAUUGGUCAUCGAAGAGGCAUUGCAUGCUUGCAGUAUCACGAUCGAUUGGUGGUGUCAGGAUCUAGUGAUAACACUAUUAGGUUAUGGGAUAUCGAAAUUGGAACGUGUUUAAAGGUGUUAGAAGGGCACGAGCAGUUGGUGCGUUGUAUUCGAUUCGACUCGAAACGAAUCGUCUCGGGAGCUUAUGACGGACGAAUCAAAGUAUGGGAUCUGCAAGCUGCGCUCAAUCCUCGUUCACCACCCGAAAGCAUUUGUUUGUUGACCUUAGUGGAACAUACAGGACGUGUGUUUCGUCUGCAGUUUGACGAAUUUCAAAUAGUAUCGUCAUCGCAUGACGAUACCAUCCUCAUAUGGGACUUCUUAAAUCCUCAUCCCGGCGUGUCGGCAGCGAAUUCGUCGAGUGAAAGCGUUGCUCGUAACAACACGAACAAUAUCAGUAAUAAUCGCAACCCACAACCCCUCGCUGCUAUGGCUGCAGCUGUUGUACAAGCACCCAACUUGGCACAUAACAACGAAGAUGCUUCUGAUAACGAUGAAGAAGAUAUCGAAUUUAUCGGUGCUGCUGGUGCUGCUGCGGGUGAUCAUAAUAGAGAAGCGAUUCGAGCCGACCAGCAACAACAACACGCGGAACAGCGAGCAAAUCAUCACGGAGUGCGUAAUCGUCAUCGCCAUCAACAUGUGAAUAAUUUUGCGAUGAAUGCUAAUCAUAUGAAUAUGUUACCGGAAAAUAAUAUGGAACGAUAA
Anisakis simplex (herring worm) is the source of this 855-nucleotide messenger RNA. The record is from the annotation of a GenBank genome assembly. NCBI's taxonomy places the organism in Eukaryota, Metazoa, Nematoda, Chromadorea, Rhabditida, Anisakidae.